This is a messenger RNA of Porites lobata, 2346 nucleotides long. NCBI's taxonomy places the organism in Eukaryota, Metazoa, Cnidaria, Anthozoa, Scleractinia, Poritidae. The record is from the annotation of a GenBank genome assembly.
AGUUAGGUAAUUAUUGCAAGAGCGGAAAUAAAUUAACCGGUAACAAUAAUCAUUGCUAUCAGUUGGCUUUGGCAAUCGUGAAACGAAGGUAAGUUGACUUCAAAAGACGCUGUAACGGUCAUCGAGAUUCCAUUGCAUUAUAUUCAAACCGUUCAUUUUUCCAAGGCAUAUCUUACAUAUAAGGUAAAUUAUUAUUCAUUCAAAAUAUUUCUGACUUCUGAACAAGAUUACCUCCUGGUAGACUUUUUUCCAAACCUAUUGGCCUAUUUCUCAGUACGGUACAGAUGUUUUUCCUUGCAGAUACUCCUUAGAAAGUAGAUUAAAAUCAUCGAGCGAUAAGUUUAGCGUAUUCUUCUAUUACUUCCGUUCAGAUUUAGUUAGAAAUCAGCUAUUUUGUUUUUGGAUAGCCGUGAAAGGCAUUUCUUUCUUUUAGUUCACUCGUGAAUAAACAGCUUGGCGGCUUGACGAUGGUCUAGCCCAAGCAGCCUUUUUUCCAAUAACCCAAAUAUGGUAAGCGCCAGUUCAAGAAGAAUUAUUAUUAUUUUUUUUGGGGGGGGGGGGGGGGGGGGGGAGCGAUUAGAGUCUUUAGCCUCGGUACAUAACAUCAUAUUCGAUCUGCAUAAUUCUUCACAUCCUACUCAGCCUCAUUCAAUAAUUGCUAAGUGUUAAUCAUAUUCAUUGAGUUUUGCGUUGACCUACUCACGAUAUUUCAUAUCAUGAUCAAACUUUAAUUCUAGUGCACAAGUUAGAGGACCUUGAUGAUGCGAUCACGAGUUAAAGUGACCACCAUGUUGCUUGUACUGAUAUUUUCCCUCACUGGUCUCUGCUCUGCUAAGGACAACAAACCACCAGACACCAAGGUAACUGCAUUUAUACAUAUAUCAGAUAUUGCCAUUACACAUUUUUUUUAUUACAGUUAAAUAAUGUUAGUUUAUAGAGACAACUAGGAAUGACCCAUUAUAUGUUAAUUUAACUAAAUCAGUCUGCAGGUUGAUUAAGAAGACAACCAAAUUCAGACGAAAAAUAAGAUGGUAUGAUUACUUGUACAACUUGAGGGAGAACAUUUUCACGUUUUAAACAAUCAAAAUUAACAUUUUUACAAAUUAUAAAACAGCUUCUUUACUGGAAAAUAAACUUCUUCUUACAAAUCACAAUUGACGAUUUCGUUAAAAAAAAAAAGAACAAUUAAAACUUGGAAAAUUAAGGAACUACCUCCUCGCCUGAAGUGAAAGGCUAGAUGACAGGUAAAAUUGUGAAGAGCUAUAGCAGUUUGUCGCUGACUUUUUUCUCUUUUUGGCAGCCUGUUCAAUCUUGUCCUUCCUGUAAUAAUGGCGGACAAGCCGGGAUGUGGACAUACAUGACAUGCAUCCCAGGAGCCCCUGGGGCACCUGGUCGAGAUGGAGCCAAAGGAGACCUGGGCAGCCCGGGGAAGACUGGGACCCAGGGACCACGUGGUGCUGAUGGAAAGAAAGGAGCAAAAGGAGAGUCUGGGAUCCAGGGUUCCGCCGGACAAAAAGGAGAGCGAGGGGACAAAGGCGACAGUGGAACGCCACGACUGGCUUCACACAUGAACUGGAAAGAGUGUGCUUGGAAAAAGGCAGACGGCACUGAUUCAGGACUGAUAUAUGUAAGUACGGAACGUCACUUUGUUACCCGAGUUAAAUAAUAUUCUAUUAACUCAAAGUAAUUAAUUUUUACUGAAAUGAUUGAUUGCUAUAAUUCUGAAGUCAGCGCGCGGUCAGCGAUGAUGAUGGCUGCUUCUUUUGAAGCUACGGAGUUUUCUGUUAAAGCCGGGCCAUAAUCGGUUUUAUUACACUGUGUCCUUCUCCAUUCUUAAUUUUCUUGCUUAUCUUAUGUACAUGAUUUUUUUUUGUCGAAACACCUUGUGUUAAUUAAUAUUGUACAACUGAUGUAUUAUUUUUUUAUAGACUGGAGUAAAUAAAAAUAAACCACAAUACGGAUGCUGUUUCUUUAUAUCUCGUUUAGAACUGUGACUUUGUGAAGAAAUACGCGGACACUGCCCUCCAUGUCUACUAUGCUGGUAACCUCAGGAUUCACGGAUGUGACGACUGCUGUAGUCGCUGGUAUUUCACCUUUAAUGGAGCCGAGUGCAGCUCUCCUGGAACUAUUGACGGUGCAUUCUACAUGGCAACAGGCAGCAGAAAGCACAAUCUUCACCGUCACCGCCACAUUGAAGGGCACUGCAACAACAUUCAGAAAGGAAAGGUGCGAGUGGGAUUCUCGGUUGGAAAAUGCGUCACAGGACAUAAGCUUGCUGACGCAUACACUGGUUGGCAUUCAAUGAAUCGCAUCUUCAUCGAAGAAGUACCGAAAGCUCAGCAGUAG